AUGAAAGUGCGAGCAACAAGAACAGCAGAACCGAUCAGACACCUCGUAUUUAAGGCAACAAAUAAACAACCAAGUCCACAUCCCAGGGCAGUUCCUGUACAACCUAUGGAACAUCAUUAUGUACGACGACGGGAGUUUUGUGUAUUCUAUGAAAUAUAUUCACCUAUUGAGGAAAUUUUCCAACGAGUGAAAGUAUCGGUACCUGAUAUAACGGGCGAGCGAGCAGGCCGAGCAGUAUAUAACACUGUAGAGCCUGUCGAGAAGGUGACGUUAGCAUUGAUUGGCGUGUCAACUCUGGCUGUCUUAUGCCAGGCUGACGGCGGGCACGGGCACGGAGGUGGAUAUGGGCACGGUGGUGGACACGGCGGUGGAUACGGACACGGUGGACAUGGUGGUCAUGGCGGAGGAUAUGGGCAUGGAGGUGGACACGGCGGUGGAUACGGACACGGAGGCCAUGGGCACGGAGGUGGAUAUGGAGUAGGCGGCAUCUCGAACAGUAAUUUCAACCUGGCAGGUCCUAAGGGUGGAUAUGGCCAUGGGGGUGGCCACGGUGGUGGAUACGGCCACGGAGGUGGCCACGGAGGUGGAUAUGGUCAUGGUGGCGGCCACGGAGGUGGAUACGGUCAUGGAGGUGGCCAUGGGGGCUACGGACAUUAAUGGCCCCACGUAAUGGUUGUUUAUAUGACAUAGAUGGCCAUGCUCUAGGAUUAGGUUAGAUAUUUUGAGCUAUUACCUCAGAUUUCUCAACUACUCAUGUAACAUUUUCCUGAUAGUCAUGAAUGUAUAUAAAAUAAAUUGACGUAAGAUUUACACUUAUAACUAUGCUUUUAUAUUAUUCCUUACUUGUUAAAUAUCACACAAAACCCUUUUGAUAUACCACCAGUUGUGUUUGUUAGAAAUAUUAGUUGAACAUUGGUGUUUUUUCCUCUCUUUUUUAUUUUUGACGAACUCUGUGUUCACACAUACAAUGCAUAGACA
Molecule: messenger RNA, 978 nt
Organism: Penaeus monodon (black tiger shrimp)
Lineage: Eukaryota; Metazoa; Arthropoda; Malacostraca; Decapoda; Penaeidae
Product: ctenidin-1-like
Exons: 4
Coding region: 1-657 (218 amino acids)
Source: RefSeq, a predicted model, not a curated record